Molecule: messenger RNA, 2631 nt
Organism: Saccoglossus kowalevskii
Lineage: Eukaryota; Metazoa; Hemichordata; Enteropneusta; Harrimaniidae
Product: nucleolin-like
Molecular function (GO): RNA binding
Source: RefSeq, a predicted model, not a curated record
ACAAUCAAGCUUGCAGCCCAACUGAGUGCAUCUGUUUCAUUUCUCUGCAAAGAAAAAACCACCGCUAACGACUUUAACCAUGGCACGGAAAACAAAGUCAAAGACACAGAAAAAAGGCAAACCAGUGAAGAAAGCUCCCCCUCCUAAGCCAGUGGAUGAGUCAGAAGAAGAUUCUGAUGAGAGCUCAGAUGAAGAAGUACCAGUUAUAGUCACCAAGCCUGAGAAAGCAAAGGGUAAAAAGGGGAAGAAACCACCUCCUAAGGUUGUAGCCAAGGACAGUGAUGAUAGCAGUGAUGAAGAGAUGGAAACAAAUGUGGCACCAGUUGCUGACAGUGAUGAAUCUUCGGAAGAGGAGGUGAAACCGAAAUCAAAGCCAGCUAAGAAAGCCAGUAAAUCGAAGAAAGCUGCCCCUCCUCCGAAAGAGGAGUCGGAAAGCGAAGAUGAUUCCUCAGACGAGUCGGAAGAAGAGAAACCUAAACCCAAAACGCAGCCUAAAGCGGUUAAGAAAGCCAAAGAAACAAAAAAAGGUGCCACAAAAGAGUCCGAGAGUGAAGAUGACGAUUCCUCUGAAGAGGAGGAUCAGCCAAAAGGUAAAAUUGUCAAGGUUACCAAUAAGGCUGAAAGUGAUUCAGAAGAUUCAUCAUCGGAGAAUUCAGAGUCAGAUUCUGAUUCAGAGUCUGAAUCUGAGGAGGAAGUACCUUUAAAAGCAAAAGCUGCUGCAAAUAACACAAAUAAUGCUGCUGGAAGUGAAGAAUCCGAUUCAGACGAUGAAGACGAAUCAUCUGGGGAUGACAAAAAGAAAUCAAAGAAACGAAAACAGCAAGAGGAAGCUCCAGUUGCUGCCAAGAAAUCAAAAAGUGAUGAUGGUAAGAAAGGGAAAAAAGCCAAGAAGAGGAAACAAGAAACCGAAGCAGACACAAAACCGGCUAAACCCACUGGUGAAUUGAUCAGCGUCUUUGUCGGAAACCUUAGCCGAGAUACGACUGAAGAAGACCUUGCAGAACACUUUCGAUCGGGAGGAGUUGAAAUUGCCGGUGCCAGAGUAGUUUCAAACAGAAGAUUUGGUUACAUUGAUCUCCCUGAUGAAGACCAGUUUACCAAAGCGAUGCAGUUCAACCAGACCCACCUGGAUGGUAGUCAAAUUAGAUUGGAAAAGGCUGUAUCUAAAAAGGAUAGAGAUAAUAACGUUAAUCCUGAACGAGAGCAACGUGAUGCUAAAACUCUUUUCGUCAAAGGGCUUAAUUAUGAAACCACAGUUGAAACGCUAGAGGGUGCUUUCGAAGGCUGCACGUCUGCUAGAAUUGCAUCUGAUCCUGAUGGCAAUUCCAGAGGUUUUGGUUUUGUGGAGUUCAGUGAUGAGGCUUCAGUUGAUGCUGCCCUUAAAGAAAAUCAAGGAAUGGAACUUGAGGGAAGGGAACUGAUAUUAGAUUUCAUUGGAAAGAAAAGCCAGCGAAACCGUGGCGGCGGUGGUGGUGGUGACCGCCGUGGUGGUAGAGAUGGUGGUAGAGGAAGGAGAAGCUCAGGACCAUCAAAGACCAUAUUUGUAAAAGGUUUGAACUAUGACACUACUGUAGACACAUUAUUGGAUACACUAGGGGGUGUAGAUGCCAGAAUACCCACAGAUAGGGAGUCUGGUAGACCCAAAGGAAUUGGGUAUGUUGACUUUGAGAGCACGGAGGCUGCACAGAAAGCUUUGAAUUCUCAUCAAAAUGAAGAUAUUGAUGGUCGCUGUGUUAUUCUCGACUUUGCCGAAGAUAGGCGUUCAUUCAGUCCUGGUGGCGGUGGAGGCCGAGGAUUUGGCGGUGGUAGAGGUGGUGGCCGAGGAUUCGGCGGCGGCCGAGGAGGCGGUCGUGGAUUUGGCGGCGGCAGAGGAGGAGGUCGUGGAUUUGGCGGCAGAGGUGGCGGUGGUGGAUUUGGUCGUAAAAGGGAUGGCAUCCAAUCCUAUGAGGGUAAGAAGAUGAAGUUUGACGACUAGUUUCAGAACUGAUUUCUUAAACUGCUUUCCCUGACCGCUGCUAUCGUUACCAACCCAAAGUCCCACAGGAACAAACUGUUAACCGCUGUGUUGUAAAUCAUAGAGCUGUUCCUGGAUACCUACUGUGAGUUCCUCCUUCCUGUGCUAUCCAGCCUAAGACAUUCAUCGAUACUUUGGUGAAGAGUUCUCCCACUUAUGGUCGUACCAAUGGACUUAAUUUCAACUCGAUUAUGUUGAAAGAUGGAUUCUGCUUAGUGUGAAGUAAAACAUUCAAUCCUGUCAAGUACAUAUUCAAAUUAUGUAAAAUUGAAGACAAUUUAUUUUAUUUCUAAAUUGUAAACCUGUCUGAAUUUGGAAUGAAUUGUCAAGAUAAAUUAGUUUUUAUUAGUUUCAAGAAAAGUUUUAAAUACUGCUACAGAUCAUGAAAAGAAUUAAAAUUCAAUGUAUCAUUUUUUUUUUUUACAUGUGCAAGUUAUUUUUAAGUUUGCUUUCUGAUGACUAGGAAUUUAUUUUCAUUGCCCCUGGGUACUAUCUAGAUUAUAGAUUUUGAGUGACCACUUGGCUCCAUUCCUUUAAGAACGAGUUUCUUUAAUUAAUUACUGAUGUAAAUUAUAAAUAUCUUCUGUUUAUGGAUUUAUUAAAGACAUUACAUUAUA